AUGUUUCAUAUUUCUCACGAUGCCAAAAUGAGAAACUAUGACGGCACUAAAAAAUUUCAAGCAGAUUUGUUUCAAUUGGGUUGUACUCAGAGAGCUACAAACGUCACAAAUGAGAGGCUUGGUGAGUUCUUGAGAGAUGCAGCUGGCAAGCAAAAAAACUCACCUAUCUUUGAAUGUCAUCUUCUUUUCUAG
This is a messenger RNA of Priceomyces carsonii, 192 nucleotides long. RefSeq lists its product as uncharacterized. The transcript has a single exon. Lineage: Eukaryota; Fungi; Ascomycota; Pichiomycetes; Serinales; Debaryomycetaceae. The record is from RefSeq and is a predicted model, not a curated record. The coding region runs from base 1 to 192 and encodes 63 amino acids.